AUGGCAGCUCUUCGUGAUAUUUUGGUUGUAUUUCUGUUCGCCUUGGGAGGUUUUUCGACCUUGUCAGCUCUCUGCCCUCCCGGCUGGAAGGACUGGCAUCAGUCAUGCUACGCGAUUUACUCACAUCGUGCUUCGAGCUGGGCAGAUGCUUCAAAAUUCUGCGAGAGUAAACAAGGCCACCUGGUUGUGCCAAAUUCACAGGCCGAGAACGAUUUCUUAAGGCAGAUGGUCAUGGAACGAUUUCAGACCGCGAAAAAACGCGGGGUUUGGAUCGGCUGCAAACGUGAGUCGGUUCACGGAAGCUUCGUUUGCUCCGGGAAUACUGAGGGUAUGAGCUUCACCAACUGGGCCCCGGGUUAUCCCAAACAAGAAGUUCGUCAGUGCGUCGUGUUGUGGAAGGGAGGCAACGGAACAUGGAGAAGUAGCAACUGCAUGGCAAACAAAGAGAGGUACGUCGUCUGCGAGAUGCCGAACACUCCUCGUGUGUACUGCCUGACAGCCGACGAAAACGGGCGCUUUGUUAAGGACUUGCCGUGA
Patiria miniata (bat star) is the source of this 537-nucleotide messenger RNA. Its product is annotated as snaclec agglucetin subunit alpha-1-like. Gene Ontology annotation, molecular function: signaling receptor activity. Bases 1 to 537 code for a protein of 178 amino acids. The record is from RefSeq and is a predicted model, not a curated record. The transcript has a single exon. NCBI's taxonomy places the organism in Eukaryota, Metazoa, Echinodermata, Asteroidea, Valvatida, Asterinidae.